AUGAGCGCGUUCUCAGAGCUUUUCAAGAAAGCUCACGACGCUCUAAAUGGAAUACGAGGUGAGUGAGAGGGUCAAAAUUUGAUUGGUCUCACCGCAUUCCAGGCGUGAACUCGUUUUUUUUGGGGCGCGAUGGAGACGUUGUUUACUCCAAAAAUAACGUCUGUGUUCAUGAAACCGACGCAAAAGCGGUGAGAAUGUUUGAAAGGUUCUGUGUGAACUCUUGUGCACUCAGGGAGAAGACGAAGCCCACACUCCGGGCUAUCUGACCGUCCACUGCCAAUGCGACGAGACGAUGGGCCUGACGCUCAUUCUCCAGUGGCUUCCAAACUUGACUCUCCAGAAGAAUCCAGCUAGGUUUAACCAAGUUUCAUUCAUUUUCCAUGCUCUUGUGUUACAGCAUUCGUAGUGUGUCGCCCCGCGGAAAACAAAACCGCGAUGGCAAUGAGGUAUUAUUGUGUAAAACUGGAAAACACAAGAGUUCAUGCAUAUUUCAGAAGGAACAAUCAAAUCCACGAAAGCCGGCGGAAGAAGUUAAAGUUUCCGUGGCCCCAUCCGCGUCCGAUGAAGAAAGCGUAGGCGCCAAACUCAUUUCUAAAUUCUGAUUUUGCACUUUAAUAUUUUCAGAGUGUUUCUCUUGAUAUUCAGGUGGAGGAAUGUGGCACUGCGACCACAGUGAAACAGGUGAAACGCCCGACGACUUUGGUACCAUAUUCAGAAGUAAGAAAAAAGAAUCAAUCAAAUAAUGUUAUGAGCUAUUCAGCACACUAAUAAGGACCACAGCUUCAACGACGCGUUGGGAGUUCCAUCCAUCAAUGUUAUUCCACACACUCCGAUUAAGCAUGAAAAGGAUGGAUUGCAUGCUGCGGAUAAAGCGGACCCGGAUAGACAAUCUCAAUCUUCUUUAUCAACGUCGUGUGCUGACGAAAUGUCCGACAAGGAGCUGAGCUCUUCGGAAGAUGAGGACGAUGAAAGUGGUGAUUAUUGUCCAAUAAAACAGCUUUUCAAGUUAGGAACAAUUUCAGAGAAAGAGCCCGGAGCAGGUCUCGAGAAGAUUCUGGAAUCUACUCAAAUGUUCGAUAAGACCCCAGAACAAUUCGCAUUGGAGCACGACUUGAUGCUCACUGAUAGCAAGCCAGAUGAGAGCGAAGAGCGUGGGCGUAAGAAGACCACCGCUACAACUAGUCUUUUCUCGGUCAACCUCGGUAAUCGAGCACUAAUUGCUUUCGGCAAAAUGAUUUAUUUUAGGAAAAAUGCGGAGCAUGCGCGUAUUCUACUCAAAUCCAGAGUGCACUUCCGGCCAAUUAGUCAUCGCGACUCUUGACUCGCAUUACAAGGUUUACAACUUCCUUCCCGUACUCGUUUAUAUUUAUCCGCUCUGUUUAGAUUCUUCACUUCCAUCACGGUGGACUUGACAAAUUAGCCUACAUCUUUGAACAAUGGUCAGCUAUUAAAGCGCGAAGUGUGCAAGAAGUAGUCGAGCGCUUUUUUACAGAACAAUCAAAUGUUUUUUAGGGUUCCCCGUCGGCAAUUGCUGAUAAACAAUUGAUUAUAUGUCAGCCAGCGGUGACUACAUUAGAAAUGGACCCUGAGGAGGGGUUGUACGAGAAAAUAAAUUUGAAUACAUGGAGAAGCUACGAAAAUAAGCUAGGCGUUAUUGUGGACAGUGGAACCGUCCGGAAGGUUCGCAAAAUUCUACUGACAUCCUUUUCUAAUUGAAUAAUAACUUCUUUAGCACAUAUUCUUUGCCUCUGUGGAUGUCGAGAUGCGCGAGAAAAUAUGGCCUUUCCUGCUGAGAGUCUACCCGUGGGAGUCAUCUGCGGACCAAAGAGAAAACAUCAAGAACGAUCUGUUCUUGGAGUAUCAAAACAUCCGCAAGAAACGUUAUCGUGUCACCGAAAGUGCUCCGGCUAAAUGGAUUUCUAUCGAGAACUCUAUUAUGAAAGAUGUGGUCCGUACGGAUAGAAAGAACCCGUUUUUCUCUGGAGACCACAAUCCUAACAUCGACAUCAUGAAGUGAGACAUAUGUACCAGGUGAAAAAUAAUCAAAAAUCUGGUAACCUUUCAGAAAUGUACUUCUCAAUUAUGCAGUCAUGUAUCCGGAAAUCAAUUACAUCCAGGGAAUGUCCGACUUGCUGGCUCCGCUGUUGAGCACUUUGAAGUAUGACACAUCUUUCUUAUAUAUAUAUAUAUAUAUAUAUAUUAAACACAAGAGGUCUGUCUUCUUGUAUGUACGCUGGGUGCAGCAGAGAAAAAGACGGACCGGCAGGCUUGUGGGCUAAUAAAAUUGAAAUGAACAUUUUUUCAGGGAUGAAGUGGAUUCCUAUUUCUGUUUCAAAAACUUCAUGCAACAAACCGUUUUCUCAUCAACCCCACAGGGAAAUGAGAAUCUGAUGGAGACAAACUUGUCGUACUUGCGAAACAUGUUGAAGAUAUUCGUUCCGGACUUCUAUUAUCAUCUGGACAAACAAAAGGCGGAUGUCAUGCAGCUCAUGUUUGUUCAUCGCUGGAUUCUUCUAUAUUUCAAAAGAGAAUUCCCUGAGAAUCAUGCAUUACAUAUUUGGGAGGUUAGCCCUGAUUCUUGUCUUGGGUCUAGACCAUUUCGCUUUUUUUCAGAGUUGCUGGGCUCACUAUCGAACCAACUACUUCCAUUUGUUCGUCUGCGUGGCCAUCGUCUCAGUUUACGGAAAAGACGUCAUCACUCAGGAUUUGCCUCAUGAUGAGAUUCUCCUUUUCUUCGCUUCAUUGGCAAAUCACAUGGAUGCUAAGAUUGUGCUCCAAAAAGUGCGUAUAAUUAUGUGUCUAUUUUCAGUCGUUUUCUGUGGGCGUCUUCUGUGAAGGGGAGAAGCAUUGUAAUUAAAAUUUAAAACAUUUUUUUCUUUCCAGGCUCGGGGACUUCUUUUCGAAUUCACAAGAAUGGAAAAGAUCCCUUGCGUACUAGAGGGACUGUGUUCUGCCGAACCCGAACAAUGGAAAUCGCACAAGUCCUUCCGCAACUUCUACUGUAAUCAAGUGAGACAACUUUGAGGGAAAACAAGGCAAUAAAAGUGUUUUUUGUUUCAGAAACAUGGCGAUAAAGAAUCAUGUCCUUACCAGUGA
Molecule: messenger RNA, 3096 nt
Organism: Caenorhabditis sp. 36 PRJEB53466
Lineage: Eukaryota; Metazoa; Nematoda; Chromadorea; Rhabditida; Rhabditidae
Source: the annotation of a GenBank genome assembly